Monodelphis domestica (gray short-tailed opossum) is the source of this 1353-nucleotide messenger RNA. The record is from RefSeq and is a predicted model, not a curated record. NCBI's taxonomy places the organism in Eukaryota, Metazoa, Chordata, Mammalia, Didelphimorphia, Didelphidae.
AUGCCAAAAAUGUUUUUUAAUUCACAGUUGGGCAUGGUGGGGCCUGCCUAUGGUGCCUGCUACUGGGGGCGCCAGGCUGGCAGCAGAUGGGCAGAGCUGCGGGCAGCCAGGCUGAUCUGGGGUCUGCUCUACGGUUGGCCACCAGGUGGUCCGAGGUCCGGUCCAACGAGCAGUCCCUGCGCUCCCAGCCCAGGAGACCCCGUCUCCAAAAACCCCAAAGCAAGCGCACAGGCCCGGGCGAGGAACCGUGCAGCGGGCGAGUCGUCCGUCCUUUUCCGCUCUCACGGGCGACGGGGGGGCUUCCCACGAGCAGGAGCCCCGUCUAGGGACCCUCCGUCUUCAGUGGCCUCUUCCGGGCCGCUGCUGAGGCGGGAAGGGGCCCGCCUUACAGACCAACGAGAGCCAGGUCUCCCCACGUGGCCAAAGACCGGAACAGAAGGUGGUCAGUGUGGGAGGAGAUGCGGUCAGCCUGGAAGCAAUCCAGGAAAACCAGCCCCAAGGGAGCAGGGGGUGAAGUCCGGGGCCGGCGGGGCCAAGACCAGGCUGGCAUGCACACCCUCUCGGUUGUCUUUCCAACUGGGCAAGCAGCGCACACAACAAAGACUUUAUUGCCUGGCGGGCUUCGUGGCAGAGGUGGGCCAGAGCUCGGCCCCGCUGGAAGGCGGGCAGGAAGGCCUCUAGACUCUGCUCCCCAAGCAGCAGCUGUUCCAUCUGCUCCUGAGGUGCAAGAGAAGAAGAGAGAGCUUUGCGUGACAGGAGAAGGAGGAUGAGGAAUCCAGGGACGAAAGCAAGGGAGGGACAAAGCCUGGAGACCUCAGCCCUGACACAGGGCCUGCCUGCGGCACGCCCUCCGUCACUGGGGCCCUCCUGCCCACUUGCUAAAGCGUGGGGUUGGCAGACAGGCAGGACACCGGGGUUCCGGUCCCAAUCUCUUGGGCACUCGCUUAACCUCGGCAGCUGUUCUCUAAAAGGAGGGGACUGGCCAAGGCUGUCUUCGGGGUUCCAUGAUGAGACUCCCCGGCAGAAGGGCACGCAACUGCUAAAUGCUGACUUGCCAGGGCUAACUGUCAAUGUUGCAGCCAUCUAGCGAUUGGAGAGAUGACUGGAGUCAUCAAAGAGGGCUCCAGAGAGGAGACGAGCCUUGAAGGAUUGGAAGAAUUUGGACAAGGAGAAAGAGGAAGGAAGAGAGGGCAGGAUGGAGAAGAGCCAGACCAAAAGGAUGGGUCAUUGGGAAUGAGUAGUAUGCCCUGGGGGGGGGGUCUCCCUCCCUUUCCCCUCUUUCCUAGGACCCACUAAAGAAUGAAACAAAUUGUAAUACGUGAACAAAAUAAAGAAUGGCAUCCUGAGAAAUGA